Molecule: messenger RNA, 1992 nt
Organism: Glycine soja
Lineage: Eukaryota; Viridiplantae; Streptophyta; Magnoliopsida; Fabales; Fabaceae
Product: 26S proteasome regulatory subunit 4 homolog A-like
Exons: 6
Coding region: 46-1386 (446 amino acids)
Biological process (GO): proteasome-mediated ubiquitin-dependent protein catabolic process
Cellular component (GO): proteasome regulatory particle, base subcomplex
Molecular function (GO): ATP binding; proteasome-activating activity; ATP hydrolysis activity
Source: RefSeq, a predicted model, not a curated record
UCUAAUUUUUCUUCUCUAACUUUCGCAUAUUCGAAAACCAAAAGCAUGGGUCAGGGAACACCGGGCGGUCUGAACCGGCAGGGUCUUCCGGGGGACCGGAAGCCGGACGGCGGCGACAAGAAGGAGAAGAAGUUCGAGCCGGCGGCGCCGCCGGCCCGCGUGGGCCGUAAGCAGCGUAAGCAGAAGGGCCCGGAGGCGGCGGCGCGGCUGCCGACGGUGACGCCGCUGUCGAAGUGCAAGCUAAGGCUGCUGAAGCUGGAGCGCAUAAAGGACUACCUCUUGAUGGAGGAGGAGUUCGUGGCGAACCAGGAGAGGCUGAAGCCGCAGGAGGAGAAGGCCGAGGAAGACAGAUCCAAGGUCGAUGAUCUCCGAGGUUCUCCUAUGAGCGUUGGUAACCUAGAGGAACUCAUUGACGAGAGUCAUGCCAUAGUUUCGUCCUCGGUGGGGCCCGAGUACUAUGUUGGUAUCUUGUCUUUCGUCGAUAAGGAUCAGCUCGAGCCUGGAUGCGCUAUUUUGAUGCAUAACAAGGUUCUCUCUGUUGUUGGGCUUCUUCAAGAUGAAGUUGAUCCAAUGGUCUCUGUUAUGAAGGUUGAAAAGGCACCUUUGGAAUCAUAUGCUGAUAUUGGUGGUUUAGAUGCUCAGAUACAGGAAAUUAAAGAAGCAGUCGAACUUCCCCUGACGCAUCCUGAACUGUAUGAAGACAUUGGUAUCAAGCCUCCUAAGGGAGUCAUUUUAUACGGCGAACCUGGAACUGGGAAGACGUUGCUAGCUAAGGCUGUGGCAAACUCGACAUCAGCAACCUUUUUACGUGUUGUUGGUAGUGAAUUAAUACAAAAAUACUUGGGAGAUGGUCCAAAACUUGUAAGGGAACUUUUCCGAGUUGCUGAUGAUCUUUCCCCAUCUAUUGUCUUCAUUGAUGAAAUUGAUGCCGUUGGUACAAAGAGGUAUGAUGCCCACUCAGGUGGAGAACGUGAAAUUCAGAGGACUAUGUUGGAGUUGCUGAACCAGUUAGAUGGUUUCGAUUCAAGAGGUGAUGUUAAAGUGAUUCUUGCAACCAACAGAAUUGAAAGCCUUGAUCCAGCCCUGCUGCGACCUGGUCGAAUUGACAGGAAGAUUGAAUUUCCUCUCCCUGAUAUCAAAACAAGAAGACGCAUUUUCCAGAUACAUACUUCAAGGAUGACAUUAGCUGAUGAUGUCAACUUAGAAGAAUUUGUUAUGACUAAGGAUGAGUUCUCUGGAGCUGAUAUAAAAGCAAUAUGUACUGAAGCUGGCUUACUUGCUUUACGAGAACGCCGGAUGAAGGUGACGCAUGCCGACUUCAAGAAGGCAAAGGAUAAGGUUAUGUUUAAGAAGAAAGAAGGGGUGCCAGAAGGACUGUAUAUGUGAAGCAUCUUCAUCAUUUACCCCGGCCUUCUUUCUUUAUUACAGUCUUUUUGUUGUUCUGUGAACGGAUGUUUGUAUUUUGAUUUGUGGUCGUUUAUGGGUCUACAUUAUCACGGGAUUUAAUCUCAACUAUAGUUACAUAGCUUUCUUUGAUUUAAAAAAAUCGGGAAAAUUUUCCUGCCAUUUCUUCAUUCUUCUUGAUAAUAUGCAUGUUUUCUCUGAGAUUAUGUUUGACUUGCUUUUCUUAGCUAUACAGAAAGACAAUCUUCUUGAUGGAUUAAUUAUGAAGGACAAUUGGAGAUUGAGAAACUGCACAAACUGCUUCUUGAUGGAUUACGUUUGCAGAACCUCUCAAACCUGUUCCAUUUAUCUUGUCCUUGUUCACUUGUGAUGUUUUGUGAAGUCACAUGUUGGAGCUGAUGAGGACCAUUGCUUGGUGAGGGCUGUGGUGGUUCAGGAAUAUUAUUAAUGUUGGUUUGUGAGGAUGAUGAUGUUUGUUGAGGUGAGGGUUGUGGAGGAGGAUCUAGUUGUACAAGUUCAAUAGUUAUGCUUUGUGCUUGUGAGGAAUUUUGUUGUCGUCUAUAUGUUGGCAAAGCCGUUUUUUCCUUA